Molecule: messenger RNA, 2703 nt
Organism: Osmia bicornis bicornis
Lineage: Eukaryota; Metazoa; Arthropoda; Insecta; Hymenoptera; Megachilidae
Exons: 2
Coding region: 1-2703 (900 amino acids)
Source: RefSeq, a predicted model, not a curated record
AUGUCCUCUUGUAACCUAAAAAAUAGGGAAGAAGCCAAAAUUAGAUUCUCUGCUCUGGUAUUAAAGAGUCUAACCUCUUACACUCCGAGUUCUUUCGAAUUCGAUUCAAAAUGGAAGCACUUAGUCGACUUACCUCUUGCUGAUCCACAGCCCAGUAACUUCCAAGGUUUCGACUUACUUAUCGGGGCUAACGAAUACGGCAAAAUCAUGCUGGAUGGGGUGGUAAAGGGACCACCCGGCACCCCAAUCGCGCAGCGUACCGUGUUUGGCUGGGUCCUGUCGGGAUCGUGUGGGCCAACACACGGAAGCUCGCGAUCGGGGCUGCAAGUCCAUCACGUCGAGUUACUCGACGAUCUGCAUACAAAUCUGAAAAAAUUCUGGGAAUUAGAGGAGACUCCAAAGGGGUUAGGAUUAACUCGCGAUCAAUUAGACUGUGAAAACCAUUUCAAAGAAACUCACUGCCGCCGUACCGAUGGACGUUACGAGGUUAGGUUGCCGUUCGCAAAAAACCCCAAGCUCACGGUAGGGGACACUGCAAAUAUUGCAAAGAAAAUCUUUCAGUCAACCGAAUUGCGAGUAAGGAAGAAUCCCGAGGUGUAUAGGGAAUAUCAAACCUUUUUGCAAGAGUAUCUUGAUUUAGGUCACAUGAGUCGAAUAAAGGAAACCGAAUCUUUAAACGAUAAAGUUUUUAUUUCGCACUUACCUGUAUUGCGUCAGGAAAGCCAGACCACGAAAUUGCGCGUAGUCUUCAAUGCUUCAAUGAGCUCCUCUAACGGCAAAUCAUUGAAUGACUGCCUCCACGUAGGGCCCAAUUUGCAAGCAAAUCUGUUUGCGAUACUGAUUAGGUGGCGUUGGCACCGCUUUGUAUACACGGCGGACAUUGCGAAAAUGUUCCGCCAAAUACGCGUAGCACCCGAAGACACUAAAUAUCAGUGUAUCUUCUGGCGUUCUUCAGAAAAUUCCCCGCUAGCAGCUUAUCGUUUGGAAACCGUCACUUACGGCACGGCGUGUGCACCCUUUCACGCCAAUCGCGUCUUAAAACAACUCGCGAAAGACGAAGGCGAAAAGUAUCCGUUAGGAGCAGCCAUCUUGUUAGACGAAUUCUACGUAGAUGAUGCUAUGUUCGGUGCAGACGAUCCGUUGCUCUUAGUGCACAUGCGCAAUGAGCUGAACCGAUUGCUCAUGGCGGGCGGGUUUAAAUUGAGAAAAUGGGCAAGCAACUCUUCGUCUCUUCUUCAAGAUAUCCCAUCAGAGGAUCAUGGGCUAGCGGUCAGCAGAACCUUGCAGGAUGACGAAAGGGUAAAGGUGUUAGGGAUUCAGUGGAACCCCUCCUCCAAUGUCUUUCAUUUUCACACAAAUUCCCCCGAACUUAGGAAAUACACGAAGCGGGCAUUCUUAUCGCUAUUGGCAAAAACAUACGAUCCGUUAGGUUGGAUAGCACCCUUUAUUGUUCAAGGAAAAAUAAUCUUACAAAAGUUGUGGCUGGCAAAAGUUGACUGGGACGACAAUUUACCGUCAGAUUUAGCACGCGAUUGUGAGAAGUUUCACUCAAUGCUCUUCUAUACUAGAAAUAUUUCGAUUCCUAUAUGGGUAGGCGCAGGAGGGGGGAUAAAAACGGUGCAACUACACGGCUUCUGUGAUGUCUCUCAUCUAGCGUAUGCAGCAGCGGUGUAUAUCCGAGUAGAGUCUUCGUCAACAAAGGUCUCGCUGCUGUAUGCAAAAACUAAGGUGGCCCCGUUGAAAGUGCAGAGCAUUCCUCGGCUUGAACUCUGCGCGGCUGAGCUGUUGAGUCGUGCGAUCAAUUUUGUUCUUGGGGCGUUGCGAGUCAAACUCGAUGCCAUUGUCUGUUGGUCAGAUUCAAAAGUCGUAUUAGAUUGGUUAAAUGCGCCUCCAGGAAACUGGAAGACCUUCGUAGCAAAUCGAGUAUCGGAAGUGCAAACGAGCUUACCCUCUGCACUGUGGCGUCACGUUCCAGGGACUCAAAACCCCGCCGAUUGCGCGUCGCGAGGAUGCUCAGCCAGGGAUCUCAAGGAACAUGAUCUCUGGUGGAGUGGACCGAGCUGGCUGUCAGAUCCCUCAGAGAGCUGGCCACAGCAAGGGUUCACUCCAAGAGACGAGCAGGUUGGCGAGGAAUGUUCGGUACAGCUGAUUUCAAACGUAGAUCGCAAACUAGAACCGUUGGAGGUCUUCUCUCGUUUCUCUUCGUGGCCUAAAUUAUUGAGAGUACUACUAUAUGUGUACAAAUUCUACAACGCAUGUAGAAAAAAUCCAAACAUAGAGAAGGGCACAGUCGUCUCGAAGUCAGAAAUACAGUUCGCAAAAACUAAAUGCUUUCAACUGAUUCAAGCGAAUCACUUUCCAGCAGAAUUGAGAGAACUUGCUAAACCAAAAGGAGUGCUGACUAAAAGUUCAAUUUUGGCUCUUUCUCCGUAUUUAGAUAAAGAUCACAUAAUUCGUGUGGGUGGGCGCUUAAAGUACUCCCCUCUGUCGGAAUCGGAGAAACAUCCGAUAAUACUUCCGCGAUGCCACGUCACUUCACUAAUUUUGAGACACGUGCACAUCAUGACGCAGCAUGGAGGGCUGCAACUGACACUGCGAACCCUGCGCCAGCAGUAUUGGGUCAUUCACGCGCGAACCCAAUUUAUAGUGGACACGCAGUGCUACGUUAGUUCAGUGCUCAGAGACGCUCAAGUUAAAGACUAA